AUGCAGGUGGAUGCGGCAUCGGAUUUCCCUGCCGCUCUUCCAACACUUUGCGAUGACUUUGAGGCCUGCAGUCUGACGAAUAGUACAUUUACUGUGGGAUGGAUCUGCGCUUUGGCAAUCGAGCUUACCGCGUCUGUGGCGAUGCUUGAUGAAAGAUUUCCAAGCCUCCCGCAGAGUCUAGGUGAUUCAAAUACCUAUACUCUAGGGCGGAUUGGGGACCAUAAUGUUGUUUUGGCCUGCCUUCCAGCAGGGACAACAGGCACAAAUGCUGCGGCGACGGCAGCUACCAAUAUGAUGCGCAGCUUUCCGAAUAUUCGCUUUGGCUUGAUGGUAGGCAUUGGAGGAGGAGCUCCAGCCAAGCCCAGCAACAAUCCGCGCGACGAUAUCCGGCUUGGGGACGUGGUUGUUAGCUGUCCUACAGUUGAUUCUGGCGGCGUCCUGCAAUAUGACUUUGGCAAAACCAUGAGCGAGGGCAAAUUCGUUCAAACGGGCGUACUAAACAAGACAUCCCUGGCAUUGAGGACUGGUGUUUCAGCAUUGCGAGCCCAUCAUGGGAUGGAAGAUAGCCAAAUCCCUCAAUUUAUUGCUUCCAUCCUCCAGUCCAACGAGAAGAUGCGCGAAGAAUUUAGUCACCCAGGCCUAGAGCACGAUCAGUUAUUCCGGGAGGACUACAAUCAUAUUGAAGGUCAAUCAAGCUGUGAUACUUGUGACAAAGAAUUUCUACUGGUUCGCAAACCUCGCGCAGAUACGCACCCUGUUGUCCAUUAUGGCCUCAUUGGUUCAGCCAAUCAAGUGAUGAAGCAUGGCAUAACUCGAGAGAGGCUCCGGCAAGAAAAGGGUAUUCUCUGCUUUGAGAUGGAAGCCGCGGGACUCAUGGAUAUUCUCCCUUGCCUCGUCAUUCGGGGCAUUUGCGAUUAUGCGGACUCACAUAAAAACAAGAGCUGGCAGCCAUAUGCAGCGGCGGCCGCUGCUGCAUACGCCAAAGAAAUACUAUGGCUCAUUCCUGCAGUUGAAGUAGCCUCAAUCGCUCUUAGCGCUACUACUAAACUUGUAUGUGUAUCAUGA
Molecule: messenger RNA, 1065 nt
Organism: Trichoderma virens Gv29-8
Lineage: Eukaryota; Fungi; Ascomycota; Sordariomycetes; Hypocreales; Hypocreaceae
Exons: 2
Coding region: 1-1065 (354 amino acids)
Biological process (GO): nucleoside metabolic process
Molecular function (GO): catalytic activity
Source: RefSeq, a predicted model, not a curated record